Molecule: messenger RNA, 2133 nt
Organism: Anguilla rostrata (American eel)
Lineage: Eukaryota; Metazoa; Chordata; Actinopteri; Anguilliformes; Anguillidae
Product: rho-related GTP-binding protein RhoH-like
Exons: 2
Coding region: 1022-1612 (196 amino acids)
Biological process (GO): regulation of cell shape; engulfment of apoptotic cell; regulation of actin cytoskeleton organization
Cellular component (GO): cytoplasmic vesicle; cytoskeleton; cell projection
Molecular function (GO): GTPase activity; protein kinase binding; GTP binding
Source: RefSeq, a predicted model, not a curated record
GACAGUCUUACGGAUCAUUUUAUAUAUAUAAAAAAAAUUAUGCUUAGAGAUCUCACUCUGUGAAAUGGCACACGAUGUGAUGAAACUAACUGAGAGGUAAGACAUGGCAAGAUGAAGAAAAAUAGGGCCAAGUUUUAAGGAGUGUAUGAAAACAAGGGAAAAUAUCUUUUGAAUAUAUAUAUUGUAUAUAUUUAUUUGUUUCUGUGACUAAAGCUAUUGGUGAAAGUUUAAUUGUAACGUGCCACUAUUUAUAAGACCAAUAUUUUGGAAAUCUGUUUUGCAGAUCUAUAGUCAAUGUUUUGUGUACACUGACAUCAGUGAUCAAUUACAAUUUACAGUCAUGUAGGAUGCUUACAAUGGCACAAGUCCAUAUGUCCGAACAGCUACUGAAAGCAGAAAUAUGAGUCACAUCACUGCUGUAAGAAAAAAAAAGUCAUUUCCGUUCAGUUUGUCUAUCUUCUCAGCUGCAUUGACAACCUCUUCACAGCCCCAACAGUGCACUUGUUGGUUCACACCGAAGAACAUGUGUUGAUCAGAUAAAAUUUUCCAGCAAAGGUGGUUUUGAAGCUUUUCUUUAUCAAAAACACCUGCUAAUACUGAAUUUAAGUCCAUCAAAUCCUGGGAAUAACUUUAUUUUAUACGCCCAAGCUUCAGAAACGAUCAAAACGACAUCCUGUGAGCAUCUGAAAGGAUAUCCUUGGACGUAAGACAUGAAGGGGAAAUGACUACUUGUGGAAUAUCCUAUAAGUGGACAGAGGUCAUUAGAAUGUGCAGCACACGUUCAGGAAAUAUUUAAUGUAAUAAAGGGUGAACAUAAGGCACUCAUAAGGAAACGCAUUAAUGUGCUGAACGUUCACGGACACUGGAAUCACCCAAUCCUCCGGUUUGCAAUCUGUUAUUCACUGGCAGCCAGACUUUCAACCUUCAGCUUGAUAAAGUUGUGAUGUUUCUUUCUUCUGUUUGCGAGUGGUGAAAUUGCUUCACUUUAACGCGCAUAAAGAGUCAGAACGCACACACAAAGAUGAACGGGAUGUCGGAAGUCUCGGUCAAGUGUGUGCUGGUGGGCGACACCGGAGUGGGGAAGACAGCUCUGCUGGUCCGCUUCACCUCGGAGACGUUCCCGGACUGUUACAAGCCGACCGUUUACGACAACCUGGGCGUGGAGGUCUUCAUGGACGGGGUUCACAUUAAUCUCGGGUUGUGGGACACGGCCGGGAGCGAAAGCUUCCGGCAGAUCCGGCCCAUGUCCUACCACCAGGCCGACGUGGUGCUGAUCUGCUACUCGGUGGCUAACCCCGCCUCGUUCGCCAGCGUUCGCCGCCGGUGGAUCGGCGAAGUCAAGGACCACCUCCCCCGGGCGCCAGUGCUGGUCGUAGCGACGCAGACUGACCAGCGCGACAUGGGGCCGAACCAGGCCAACUGCUUGUCCUCUUCUGACGGGAAGCAGCUUGCUCACGACAUCCACGCCAAGGGCUACCUGGAGUGCUCGGCGCUAAGCAACCGGGGCGUGCAGCAGGUGUUCGAGUGCGCUGUGCGGACGGCCACCAACCAGGUCAAACGAGGGAGGUCACGCAGGAGGGUCUUCAACGUCAACCACUGCAAGAUAUUUUAAUGGGCUCUUCAAUUUCCUCAUCUGGUAAAGGAAUAUGUGUAUUGCACAAAAACUUAGUUGUUGUGGCUGACUUUGAGGACGCUUGGUUCGUAUAGGUUCAAAUCUGUGACUGCCGCAAGACAUUCUCGCAUCGUUGGUCUGCCAUUGAAUGGACAUUUAGGUAUAAUAUUAUACACUAUAAUAUUAUAGAAGUGUGCCCAAGCCAAGAAAAAAAGUUAAAUACAAUGGGACGCAAGGUAAUGUAGACUAUGUUAUAUAUCUAAAUUUCCUCAGGAAAGCAGGCAUUAAUUUCAAUAAUUAAUGCAAUAAUUAUUGCCUCAAUAAAGGCAAUAAUUUCAGGCAUUAUUUAAGCAUUUUGUCAGGGUAGUUUGAUAUGCUUGUUGGGUCAGCCGUUGGCUUGUUUCUGUUUGAUGAGUACUCUGCUCUAACAGGAAUUUACAGUACAGGAAGAGAACAACAGCACUACUGUGAAUAUGCUUAUAGUUUACCAUAAUAAAGCUAUUUCCCAUUUUAUGACCACA